Molecule: messenger RNA, 565 nt
Organism: Rhipicephalus microplus (southern cattle tick)
Lineage: Eukaryota; Metazoa; Arthropoda; Arachnida; Ixodida; Ixodidae
Source: RefSeq, a predicted model, not a curated record
CCUUUGACCGCUACCAGUUGCUUCUCUUUCCUUCGAAAUUGUCGGACUUUGGGCCCUUAUCCACCGCUAUGUUACCUGUGACCGUAUGUGUGUGUAUCUUCUUUGCAGCUGCUUUCGCCGAAGAGUGCAGCAAGGUUCAGCUCGAUGAUGCAACGAUGAAAGAAGCUGGAGAGGUGGCUACGAAGCUGAUGAAAGAAUGCGUCCAUCUUCUCGACAAGUACCCCACGCCUAUCAGCACUAUUGCUGACGGAAUGAAGUUGUUAUGCGACGACUACGCUACAUGCCACGACAAGCACGAAUCUCUGACGUCGAAGCCGGAUGACUACAGGAAGGAGCUCAUCAAGUGUGUUCAGCCACAUUUCUUGAAGUUUUACAAAUCGAGACCUGAACUGAAACACGACCCAGAGCAGGUUGGAAAGGAAAUCAGCGAGUGCGUUAUGGAUCACAUCCCACUUUCAAAGAACAUGGGAAUGGCUGUCGGCAAAUGGAUCUUGAAAAUCUUAGGGCACUCUGAGUGACCUUGUAACAGUAUGGCGAUUUGUGGGCAAUAAAUAUUUUGACAAAU